AAACGCCCACUUAUGAAUAUUAAUUAGAGAUCUCGAACGUUUCUUGGUAACCUUGGAGCGUCUGUUCAUAUUCAUGAGUCAGGCGCCAGGCGGUUGUUAAGGGCGACCUAACCGCUGAGUGUGCGACAUAUCUAAUAAACAGUUUGAGAAUUUUUUGAAGUAAUUUGUUAGAUAUGGAUAUGAACCCAUUUCCAAAGUUAUUAGAAGACGGUCUCAUUAACACGAAACAUGUAGAGUGUGCAGCGAUACUGGCGGCUAAAACAGGCGAGGUAACGGCUGCAUUCAAUUUUACAGUCUGUCCAGAGCAAACACAUAUGUUUAUAGACUCAUUCAAACACGUGAAUGUAACGAGGCAGAGAGGACUCAACUUCAAGAACAAGCUCUACACCUGCGUGCGUGCUGACAAUCACUCGAUAUACGCUAAAUGUGAAGGACAUGGCCUGAUAUUGGUGAGAACUGCACUGUAUGUGAUUGUCGCCACAUACUCACAGAGCAUGUAUCCAAGUAUCUGUGUGGAAGCAGUUGAGAAACUAGCCGAGUAUCUGCGUGAAAAGGGAAAAUGAAGCUCAUCGUAUCAGAUCUGAAGAGGUGAAGAAGUUGUUCAGUGUCACUGUAGUAGUACUGAUGAGAAACUAUAAACUGCACUCAAUCUGCUUAGCUGCAGGAACACCAAGGAGGGGCCGGUUCUGCUGUUGCUGUGACUCUCUCUGUGAGACUGACCCUUACCCCACCAGAGAUGGCCAGAAUGUACACUUGCAACACGAGUCACCGUUUCCACAUGCUUCAAAGAAGAAGCCAUAAAUUCACGCCAAAUGACAGCGACUGUAUAUGUCUGUAUUUAGUCAAUUGUGUAUCUAGAGAUAGUGAUUAAAUUGUGUAACAGUUGAAUGACUAAAAAUGAAUGUGGUCAGCACAAAUCCACGCACACACAUACAAACGUACACUGAUCCGAUUGCAGGUACGCAAUGUUCAAAUGUUAGGUUCAAACAUUCCUGCAGUAUUUAAGAACCUUUUUUUUUUUUUUUUACUUUUUAGAUUAGCUAGUUCAUAUCCAUAGAAUACAAUACAAUUAAUCUCUCAAUAAAUAUGUAAUGCCAAAUCCCAUAUACUUUAAUACAAGCACAGUGUGAUGGGUAUUUCAAUUCAGCUCAGUUAAAAGGUUGAGUUACUCAGUAACCAGGAUUAAUAUCAAAACGAUUUGUUAUUGAGAGAUAUUUAUGGGUGACACCAAUGUGGAUUAGAAUCUCAUUUAAAUAUUAACUAUCAUGCUUGAAUUUAACUGCAAGCUGCAUGCAUGUUUG
Messenger RNA from Ctenopharyngodon idella (grass carp), 1301 nucleotides. RefSeq names its product profilin family member 4 (gene pfn4). Gene Ontology annotation, molecular function: actin monomer binding. The transcript is spliced from 5 exons. Gene Ontology annotation, cellular component: cell cortex. The record is from RefSeq and is a predicted model, not a curated record. Lineage: Eukaryota; Metazoa; Chordata; Actinopteri; Cypriniformes; Xenocyprididae. The coding region runs from base 174 to 563 and encodes 129 amino acids.